This is a messenger RNA of Liolophura sinensis, 3163 nucleotides long. Its product is annotated as tricarboxylate transport protein, mitochondrial-like. Gene Ontology annotation, biological process: mitochondrial citrate transmembrane transport. The coding region runs from base 194 to 1159 and encodes 321 amino acids. Gene Ontology annotation, molecular function: citrate secondary active transmembrane transporter activity. NCBI's taxonomy places the organism in Eukaryota, Metazoa, Mollusca, Polyplacophora, Chitonida, Chitonidae. Gene Ontology annotation, cellular component: mitochondrion. The record is from RefSeq and is a predicted model, not a curated record. The transcript is spliced from 8 exons.
CUGUGGUUGGUGGGCGGGCUGUAUCAGUCGAUGAUCGAACCACGUUGAACGUCGGUUCACUAAAACUGUGUCUGGAUUCUCCGAAGUCUACCUCGUCAGUGAAAAGACAAUCUGACGAAUGCAUUUCUGAUAGUGGACAGUGCACAGAAAGACGAACUGCACCUAGGAAAGCCAACAAAUCAAGGCUGAUAAAAUGAGUGACAGGAAAGAGUUCCGAAGUCCGUUCUUUCGGCCCACAGCAAAUCAAAUGGCAGCAGUGACAAGCGAGAAGACGUCCACGUUUUCUUUUCUACCGUCUCAAAAGACUCUCAAAGGAAUCUUAGCCGGUGGCAUUACCGGUGGUCUGGAGAUUUGUAUCACCUUCCCCACAGAAUAUGUGAAAACACAGUUACAACUUGACGAGCGGUCAGGAGUGGAGAAGAGGUUUAAGGGGCCAAUCAACUGUGUUCAGGUGACAGUACGGGAGUAUGGAGUGCUGGGCUUGUACAGGGGCCUCAGUGUUCUGCUCUAUGGAUCCAUUCCAAAGUCGGCUGUGAGAUUUGGUGCUUUUGAAGAGCUUAAAAAACGAAACCUGUCAGAAGAUGGAACUUUGUCAUCAUCAAAAAAAUUGCUGUGUGGUUUAGGUGCUGGAGUUAGCGAGGCAAUAUUAGUGGUCACGCCCAUGGAGACGGUUAAAGUCAAAUUCAUUCACGACCAGACAUCAGCCAAUCCAAAAUUCAGAGGGUUCUUCCAUGGUGUGCGGGAAAUUGUAAGGCAGCAAGGAUUCAAGGGGACAUAUCAGGGACUGACGCCAACUAUAUUAAAGCAGGGUUCUAACCAAGCUAUUCGUUUCUUUGUGGUGGAGUCGCUCAAAGAUUUGUAUCGUGGAGAUGAUAUGAAGAAAUCGAUUCCAACACCUGUGGUUGGUUGUUUUGGUGCUAUUGCUGGGGCUGCCUCUGUCUUUGGUAAUACUCCCAUAGAUGUCAUCAAAACUAGAAUGCAGGGUUUAGAGGCCUCCAAGUACAAGAACACCUUAGACUGCGCUGUACAAAUCAUGAAGCACGAGGGCCCAAGAGCGUUCUACAAGGGCACAGUUCCCCGUUUGAGUCGAGUCUGUUUAGAUGUUGCCAUAACGUUCAUGAUUUAUGAACAAUUUAUGCAACUUUUCAACAAAAACUGAUCAUAGUGUGAGAAGUGAGUUCAUUUCUUUAUUGUGAAUUGUUUAUGUUAUAAAAAGUGUGUGCAUUUUUUGUUUAUGAACUGUUCAUGACACAGCAGAAUGUUCAUUAAUUUGUUCUAAACUGUAUAGGUUGCAGAAGCGUGUUUAGUUCUUUGUUUCGAACUGUUCAUGUUACAGAAGUGCAUGUGUUCAUUUCUGUGCUCUGAACUGUUCAUGUUAUACAAGUGUGUUCAUUUAUUUAUUCUGAACUGUUCGUGCUAUAGAAGUGUGUUCAUUUCUUUGUCCAGAACCCUCUAAUUCAGCGGAUGAAUGCCUAAUAUAAGAGGUACUGACACGAUACAGUUUCUGCAUCCACUCACUUAAUAUAAACCAUGUAACUAAUAAUAUUUGUACCACAACCUGCGUGAUUCUGCAUCUUAUGGGGAAAGCCGGAAUAAUCCCAAACAUGAAAAAAAAAAAUCCCUUGAAAAAAGGCACUCCCUAAACCUGAAGAUCUGUACACUGUAUAAUACCUGAGUGAUAUUUAUACAUGUAUAGGUUGUAGAUUUAUGUGGGUUAGUGCGUCUAUAGCUUGAAAACAAAAUUAAAUUGCCCUUGUGUAUUUCUAAAAAGAAAAAUUCUAGAGAAAAUUUCAAAAUCCUUGUGUGAUAAUUUAUCCAUGUGUUUCAUAAACUGAGCUACUACGCAAAGUUUGCUUGGUUUUAGAUAGAAAAAGUUCAAUAUUCUAGUCAGCAUAAACAAGUCUCUUAAUAACAGACAGUACUGCCGGAAAUAUUGGACAAUGCUGGUGCGAGUAAUGGACAGUGCUGGUGCAAAUGAUGGACAGAAGAUGUGAAUAAUGGACAGUACUGGUUGAAUGAUGGACAGAGCUGGUGCGAACAGUGGACAGAAGAUGUGAAUAAUGGACAGAGCUGGUGCAAAUGAUGGACAGAAGAUGUGAAUAACAGACAGUACUGGUUGAAUGAUGGACAGAGCUGGUGCGAACAAUGGACAGAGCUGGUGCGAACAAUGGACAGAAGAUGUGAAUAAUGGACAGAGCUGGUGCAAAUGAUGGACAGAAGAUGUGAAUAACGGACAGUACUGGUUGAAUGAUGGACAGAGCUGGUGUGAACAAUAGACAGUGCUGGUGUGAAUAAUAUUAGACAGUUAUUAGGUAUCCUGUCCAGGAUACAGAAAUAUAUGAUGUCAGUAACCCAUAUAUUGUGUGAGCAUUUCAGCAGAGCCUUCAUGAGGGCUACACGGACUUCAUAUGUUUCCGUAUAUUAUCACAGAGAAAUCGCAUAACAAAUUUAUCUUCCAAAAAGCCCAUUGAUUCAGCACAGACAGUUGAUGUACAUUUAAUGUCGUCAUUGUGUUCACAGGAUACAGGAGUAUACACGUCCCCCAUGUGACCGUUGCUGUCCAAUGAAAACCCGAGUAUUUUGUCUGAUGCACAUUGUGUCAAUAGACAAUGUGUCUGCAUCCGAAAUGUAGUUGAUCAUAAAGAUGCUAGCUGUCUGCUGCACAUGUUAGAGUGAUUUCAAUGAGUUUACAUGACUUUUCCAUCUCAAGCACUCGCAGUAUCUCUACUUGUUCACCAUAUUUAUCCUUCCAGUGUAACAAGGGUGAGGGUACACAAGCAUUUUCCUUGCAGACUUAAAUUAUUCUACAUGUAAGCAGCUAGCCAUACUUGAAACAGAAGAUGUCAAUUUUCGGUUCAGUAACGGCUAGAAUUCCAUAUCUGAGGGUAGUGCCAGUCUCUCUUUUGUAACAAGAAGGCUUGUAAAUGCAUUGAAAGGUUUCACAGGAAGAAGUUUGGAAGAAGCUGGCUAGAAUUGUGUUCGUUAUUGUUAGUUGAAUGUCCUGUGCUUAAAUAACAUUACCACAGAUUAACUCAUAACCAUUCCACAAAUAUUAACAAAUUUGGUAUCUUUCUCUUUUCUACAAAAGUAUUGAAUGUAAUGCUCAACUUUCUCCAAUCUUAUGAUAUUUGUUCUUCAUGUGAUCUUGAACUGACUAUAUUAC